AUGGGAAUCUCGGAGGCCGCGUUACUUACAAGUCAUAAAUUAGUUAAAUUUUCAUCGUAUGGUAUUAUGGAAAGGAGAUGUCAAUCAUUGAAUUAUUUUUCUUUUUCUUGUGUUAGAAAUUUUCAUAAUUCACCUAUUUUACAUUAUAAAGAAAGUAAUUCAGAAAAAAAAAGAAAUUCUAUGUUUGCAUGGUUUUGUGGAAUCACUUUUUUAAUUACAUAUGCAGCUUUUCAAUAUGUCAAUCGAAGUUUUGAUCACAAUAAAUUGGAUCGUAAAUAA
Pediculus humanus corporis (human body louse) is the source of this 279-nucleotide messenger RNA. RefSeq lists its product as uncharacterized. The record is from RefSeq and is a predicted model, not a curated record. The transcript has 2 exons. Lineage: Eukaryota; Metazoa; Arthropoda; Insecta; Psocodea; Pediculidae. The coding region runs from base 1 to 279 and encodes 92 amino acids.